This is a messenger RNA of Salvia hispanica, 621 nucleotides long. NCBI's taxonomy places the organism in Eukaryota, Viridiplantae, Streptophyta, Magnoliopsida, Lamiales, Lamiaceae. The record is from RefSeq and is a predicted model, not a curated record.
AUGGCGGCGCCCGGACGGAGGGAAAGGGGCGAUGAUGAACGCGCCGUCGGGGAGUUUUUUGCCCUUUGCGAUGAUCCCGUACGAACAAAAGAGGAUCGCAACAUGUGGGGUAAAAUUCAAGCAAAGGGUUUCCCCAGGAACGGCAAACCGGGGGGGGUGCCGGGGGGGGGGGGAAAAGGGGGGCCCGGGCUCCCCUUUUCGGGGUUUGCACCAACGCCUCCGCAGAAGACCCGGGGCCCCGGGAAAGGAGGAAUGAGGAACCUCGUGCCCGGGGUUAAGGAAUUCACCUACCGGAACCGCAUCGGGGCCCAUGGAUUCCGAGAAGUUCCCGGUGUCGAUGUGGGUUGGGGCGGGGGGAACAUCCGUGGACAGGGCGGCCGGGGCCCCCCCCCCCUCCCCGAGGGUGUUCGGAGUUCCCUCCCCCCCCAUCGUUCUGCCCCAUCGCCGGGUUUCAAAAAACGGGGCCAGAAGGGGUGGGGGCCCGGGGGUCCACCCCCAUCCCCCGCCCACAGCGCCCACCCGCUUGCUACGGGGCCCCAAACGAUUAAAGAUGCACAAGAUCUACUGAAUGGAGGAGGCCCGCCCGUGGAGAAGAGGUUUCUUCCUCAAAGCUCGGAAUAG